UAUCAGGCUCAGUCAUGUGCCUCACAGGCUCAAAUUAAGUGGAUAUUUGUAGCUUUUUACAAGUUUUACUGCUCAAAGUUUGCGUUUCGAUACGAAAUGUGAAAGAAUCGCAUAGUUCUGAGAUGGUUAGUUUAAGUGGAGACCGAGGAAGCGGGGUAAGAGAUUUUUUUCCGCAUCAGCGCAGUCUGGACUGUUUUAACGAAUACUGUUCUGCUUAUUCCUUUGCGUUCAGAUCAUCUGAAGUAUCAAGCGUGUCGUCUGUAUUAUAAAGUUUCCAUUUGUCCUUUCGUUCAUGUCAGUUUAAAAUGAAAUAUAGAGAACUAAAUUUGUUUCCUCGGUAAUGAGGAAGAUACACGCGCUAACGUUGUCGCAAUCAAAAAGAAAUUUCCGCACUUCAGGUUAAAUGACACAAUUUCACUAGUAUACUGGCAGAAUAAAUAUGUGUUUAACUAUCUCACAGGUUAACCAACAACAGUGAGACGAUGCAAGUUUUUGCAUGCUCACUAUUUGUUUUGAUUUUUCGUUAGGUUCGUUUAUCUUUUCCCUAACUUACUUGCAAGUGACAUACAUUGUAACAUUUAUUAGGUUAUUUAACAUUGCUGAGGAGGGGGGCUCAUUGUAGCAUGAGAUGCCGUGUGGUUCCAUGACUUCUGGUGCAAUAUCAUGCUUAUCUUCAGUGUCUGUAGCAUGAGUGUUUCUACUUCUCGUGGCAAAGCAAAUAUGAACUGGCAGGCUUCAAACUCUCACCUUUUGUGAGUUUGAAGUAUGAACCCUUAAGUCCCAUAAGUCAGACCAAGACAGAAUUUCCCCUAGAAUGUCAAUACAAUAUAAAGCAGACAAAAGAUUAGAGGAAAAAUUAUCAAUUAGGGGAAUAUUGUUUGAUCCAAUACCAAAUUCUCAGAACACAAGUAAUAAGAAUUACACGGCAGAUAGUAAGUAGAAUUACUACCACUGUAUUACUAUUACUGUAACGAGAUCUUAGGAGUGAAAGGAUUAACCCCCAAAGGCCAGAGCAUGGAGGAACACAUCAUUUAUCUGAAGUAGUGAUGUGGGGGGAAAAGGAGAAUAAAGGUGGUUACACUCCUAUGGACAUGCAAAACAAACUACAGGGAGAGUGUUUACUAGUUUUUUUUUUAGCACUUUACUUCUAAACAUUAUUAGUUGAAAGAUAAGAGGUCCUUAUCCAUAAAAUAUUAUGUACAGUGUAAGUAUAUUUUGGUGUUGUUUUGGUUUUGUUGACAUAUUUAUUUUAUUAUUUGCUAAAUUUUUAUAUAGCUGCUCUCAAAUUCAGGGAGCAGUUAAGGUUAUGUAUCUAUGUAAGUCUCACUUUAAUUUUUUUUUUUCUCUUUUUUUUUUUCUCCCCACAGGGUUACUUUUUCGACCGAGAGGACAGUGGCAGUCCAGGGAUAUCUUCUCAAGCCCAGGAAGAAGCCCUAGCCAAUGACACAGCUUCCCUGGGUCUUUUACCUGAAACAAAGUUUCAUCCAAUUCGAACAGCAUGGAUUGCUAUUUUGCAGCUGAUCCUCUUUGUAAGUACAAGCACAAGUUAAGAGUUUAUAGAGAUAAUGGGCAAUACAAAGAUAAUUUGGAUGUUAAUCAAGUUCUUCAUUUGCCUCUUUGGUUUUGGAAGAAAAUCAGUGCUAUGAAUUACAUGUAGCAAAAAGAAAGACAUUCAGCCAUGUUGUAUUUUCAAAUUUUGUCAUAAAAGGAUUUGUUGAUUUUGCCAAAGAAUUUCCUCAAAGUAUUUCUCUCUACUAAUAGAACAGUGUAUGCUUUGUGCUUGUGAUUGAUAAUGGUAAUAGGACUGAGUGGAGUCCAAUUCUGUCUGUAAUCGUACGAGUGAUAAACAAAAUUAUAUAAUAAGCUCAUUUAUGCACGCAUUCUGAUAGGUUCUCACUUAUGAUCUAUUGGAGGACAGACGUAUUGAUGACAUCAUCAUUAAAAAUUUUUUUCCAUAUAUUUUGAUUCUUUAUUAUAUAAAACAAAUAUAUUCCAAGUUGCCGCGUGUCUGUUCAGUAAUAGAUCACAGAGGACGUCAAAAUGUGGUAAGAACAUCAGUGACACACUCGGCUGCGCCUCAUGUGCCACUUUUUUGUUCUUACCACAUUUAGACGUCAUCUGUGAUCUAUUACUGAACAGACGCAUGGCAACUUGGAAUCUAUUUGUUAAAUUGGAUGACUGCAAAGCAGGAGUCCGAUUUGUUAAUCACGAGUAUGAUUACAGACAGAAUUGGACAGCACAAAGUCCUAUUAUCAAUUAAUCAAAACUAUGACAAAAUUUGAGAAAGAAACUAGACAUUGGGUAUAUGUUUUCAUAAAAAUAUCAACAUUUAACUUGGUGAAAUGGGAGACAACAGUGCGCUCAUGAUGCUUUCUGUCCUCUUACAUAGGCAUGAUGUGUUAACUGUCCCUUGAACUGUGUUAUUACACUGUCCAAUUACAAGCAUGAUGUGUACACUGGCCUAUUAGUGCUCAAAUCAGGCUGGUGAUAACCAAUCACGUUCGAGAAUUUUGUUAUAGUUUUGAUUAGACAGUAUAAUUGGACAGUUAACUGUAUGUGUUGUGUCUCUAUACACAUCAUGCAUUGUUGUUUUGCUUUUCUCAGAGUUUACUGGGUUUUUUUAUGAAAAUGUAUAGCUACAUGUAGUUUGUUUCUUACAUUUUGUGACAGUUUUGAUUAAUUGGUAACAGGACUUUAUGUUGUCCAAUUCUGUCUGUAAUCAUACUUGUGAUUAUCAAAUCAGAUUCUCACUUCAUGCUUGUCUGGUUUUGUCAAUCACUCAUAUGAUUACAGACCAUGCUGGACUCCACUCAGUCCUACCAUCAUUAUGGAUUGGUAAGACUUGUCUUCAGUUAUCUUUAGUAUGGAUAUGUAAUAUUAAAUAUUUGACACAAAAUUAAAGAAUAUAAUAUUAUGUCAAAUAAAUAACUUUUAAUUAGCUUGGAAAAAGGCUUGAAAGAAACGGCAAAUGCAUGCAUGCUAAAUUUUGCAGGAAAAGGAAGAUAUCAAGUUUGGAUGAAAUACCAUUCAAUAGACUAAUGUACUAUACAUUCUGAUUGGCCCCAGUUUGGCGUGUUACAUUAGCCUAUAAAGCAGGGCAGCUUGGCCAAUCACUCCCUAUAAUUUUCAAUAAAGCUUAUAAUUGUAUAUAUAAAUAUAUAUUUAUCAAUUUUUUAUUUUUCAGAUUGCUUUUGAAUCCCUUCAAUUUAUUUUGCCAAAUAAAAACCUCAUGGGUAAAAACUUUGAGGAUUCCUUGUCGCUUGGUGGUACGGAUCCUCCAUUCAGCUUCUUCAUCUUGCUACAUGUGGGGUUGUGGGUAGUUAUAUUUAUCUGCGACAGAGUUUUGCAAUAUCAACAUCAUCAGUCCCAAGCUAAAGGCUAUCUGGAGUUCUUUAGAGAGACCAAAGAGUUGAGAAGAAUUCCGCACGCCAUUUUAUCACUAGGUCUGGUUACAUUUUCACAGCACUAUCAGUAGAAACAGUAUUUUAUUUUACAACACUCUAAUUCAUACUUGGUUGAAUUAAGGUAUAGGAUUAAUGAUUGACCAGCAGACUAACACCCUAUUUGGGUGGGAAGAGAGUUGGAAAGAGGUCCAUUACCUUCUCUGUGCUCUUCUGGGAAAAAUGUGUGAAUGGAGUGAAUUAAUUUUCCUGGUAUUUGUAUCAAUCUCUUACAUACUUACAGGGUGAGGAAUGUUCACCAACACCACUAGGUGUUGAAACAGCAUUGUUAUUUUAUAGGUCAACUUAAAGACUUAUUUUGAAGACUUACCAGUACAUAUGUUACAGUAUAUUCAGUGUGGAAACCAUAACUAUUGAAGCACUGGAAACAUGUUUUAUCCAUCAGUUGUCAUUGGCUCCCAAUGAUUCAAACUCCUUUCAACUCUAAUGUGUGCAAUUUCCAUCGAAAGCUUGAUGUAUCAAGAGUCAAACGCGAUGUUUGUUUUUCUUCCAGGAAAUGCUGUUUUGUUGGUUAUAUAUGCAGUCAUGGGUCAUGAUUCAAACAAAUCUGACAGGGGUGACCUGGCACUAUACAAUAUAUUGCAGAUUAUUUUCACUGUUGAGUUUAUUAUAUCUGUGCCUGGAAUUCUGUGGUACUUAGGUAAGUUGUGCAAAUAUUCCAAACAUUUUAAAACUAAUCUCUCCAUAGAUCUGAGAGCUUGGAGUCUCUAAUUAAUGAUCACUCAUCUCCGUGAAGGCUACUUUGUCUUCCUAGCAGUGUCUAAAAAAGCUAUUUUAAAAAGAAAUAUCAACCCCUUCACUCCCAAGAUCUCGUAUUUAGUACUUCUCCUUACUGUUCACCAUACAAUUUGUAUGACGCUAGAUUGGAGAAUUCGGUAUUUGAUCAAUUAAUAAAAGUGACAUUUACCUGUGUUUGUAUACUAAAUUACUUGUAUCAAUAGUUUUGUCUCCCAAAUUCUGAAGGCAAUCAUUAAAGUUAGAAUUGUAGGCUACUCCAAAGAAUUUGCUCCUACAUUGUGAAUGAAGGCAAUGUCCCUCAGUUUGAUAAUUUUCUAAUUUCUCAGUACCUGUCCACUUAACAUUGUCCAAAAUUCCUGUGGUAGAGAAUACUUGUGUUCUGUUCACUGUGGGAGUGAAGCUGCUUACCGAUACUUGUUUUCUGUGGCUAUGUUAUGUUUUGUUGUUUCAGUAAAAGUUAUCAAGUUCAACGUAAGAAGACCACUCCCAGAUGCAGAGGACUCCGAAUUUUUUAACGUUUACACAAACAAUGGGGCAUCUUCCCUUUCCGUAACAGGAUAUAGGUGAGUAUGGAAUUGUUUUCCCUCAAGACCUUCACUAGCAUUGUAAGUCACACGAUGUGGUAACUUCCGAUGUGGAUUGCGUGUAUCGAUUGCAUUUUGUGAUUCUUCCUCGGGCUUUAAGAUCAACUGGUUACGCGUUACCUAAGGAACCAAUAUGCCCAGCUGUGAUUGGCUGGUAUUUAACGGCUGUGAUUGGUGCAAUUCGCAGAAAUAUUCCCUCAGCGAUUGGCUGUCGCAUAACACUCCUGGUGUUGACUUGCGUAUUUAUUUUUGCUGAUCGUCGGCCUUCUCUGCCAUUCGACCUUGUCUUGUCGACCUAAUCUAAUCGACAGGUUUCCGAGACACACGUGUAUAAGCGAAUUACUGUUUUGAGUGACCAGGAUUAGGAUCUUUUAGAUUCAGUGCAAGUUAUAGUUGUGUAUACUUUGACUGAUGCAUAAAAAUUAACUUCCUCAUACAUUGAACACCCUCUUAGGGACAAUGAUUAUUUAGAUGAAGUCCUGGAGAAACAAGCGGACAUGAUCCGAUAUCUACAGCAACACAAUACCAACUUGGGAAAACGGCUGAUGAAACUAACUGCACAACAAGACCGGGGAAGCUUGGAGGCCUGAUUCUAUUUGUAUUCGGCUUACAUUUAGUCCCAAGGCCCUUCCGCUAGGUUAAUUCUGGAUGCUUUUGUAAGACGUAACGUGACCCCUUCCCAGACUUUGCGCGGACAAAAAGAGAACGCCUGGGGAAGGCUAAUUUGUAUUCAUACGUGGUGUUUCAAGGAAUGGAUUAAGAAGUCUUUCCUCUCAGAUCUAGAGUUGUUCAAAUAACCCAGUCGUCCGUUUCAUUUGUAAAGAAUAAGAUCGUCAAUUUUUCGUUCCUACUAAACGUAAAAGAAGAAUCAAAUAACUUAAUUUAACCCUUUGAGAGCCAUGACCAUCGUUUUUGAGUUUCUCUUCUAAAGAUUCAAAUUGUCAUUACGUAAAUUUCUUAAUUCCUCCAUCUAAUAUAUUGUCAAUAAAAGGUUUGUCAAAAAAAAAAAGACAGUAGUAAUGCUAAGGUUACAAUGUAAGAGUACAUCGUUUUUGUAUUUAGCAACUAGGAAAUGGGAAAAUGAACAGUAGAGCUGAUUGCUUUCUGUGUACUUUUGUUCCUUCUGUGUUCCUUUGACCAGUGCCACCUUUUCCAUUUAUAACAGAACACUUUUGAGGAUUACUGCAGUUUUCAGGUUCGAUAUUUUUUGUAUUGUUCUUUUCGUUCGUUGUCAC
Molecule: messenger RNA, 6018 nt
Organism: Pocillopora meandrina
Lineage: Eukaryota; Metazoa; Cnidaria; Anthozoa; Scleractinia; Pocilloporidae
Source: the annotation of a GenBank genome assembly